AUGUCGGACCCGUACCAGAUCCCGCCAUCGGCCUUCCAGGACGACCCGACGUCGAACCUGUCGGGCUUCAACCUGCGGCGGUCCUCAUAUGCCUCUGUCGCGUCAGGUCCGGGCAGCUUUGCGCGGUCCGGUGCCAAUUUUGCCCAGCUGUUGAAUCCGACCAGCAGCGUGACCGUUGACGGAUCCGACGGCAGCGGCAACGGUGCCAGCAACAUCAACAGCUCCAGCAGCCUGCGGGGUCCAUAUGGAGCCGAUACAGAGGGGCGUGGUUCCUUUGAGGCCUCGGGUGGCGGCCUGUACCAGAUUCUGGGAACCCGCAACACGCAGCUGCCGUCGUUCUCGCAUGCCUUUGAGCACCUGCUGUGCGCCCCGCCCUUUGAGACGUACACGACGGCAAGUAUGGCGUUCGACGUGGUGGAGAAGAGCCCAGGCACGGCCCUGUUGGACGACGACGAGGCGAUGACGCCGCUGCCGUCGCGCUGGGACAAGAAGGACAAGCCGCAGUCGGGGCUGGAAGUGCUCUCGGGCGGUCUGGACGUCAAGUACAUGGCCUCGUCGCUCAAGGGUACGGGCGACCGCGAGCAGGACCUCUGCUCCAUCCGUGCCGACCACUACAUGCCACCGCAGUGCGGCAUAUACUACUUUGAGGUGACCGUGCUGGGCAAGCACAAGGGAGAGUCGACGGUUGGGAUCGGCUUCUCGGACGCCUCGGCGUCGUUGACACGGCAGCCGGGAUGGGAGCCAAAGUCAUGGGGAUACCACAGCGACGACGGAAACAUAUUUUAUGCGAACAGCCAGGGGAAGUCGUAUGGGCCACCAUUUGGGCCUGGCGAUGUCGUCGGCUGUGGCGUGAACUUCCGGACGGGGGCUGCCUUUUACACGAAAAACGGCGAAAAUCAGGGUGUGGCCUUUCCAGAUAUCAGGGGAAGCAAUCUGAAGCUCUUCCCCACUGUCGGUCUGAAGAAGUCGGGCGAGCACAUUCGCGUCAACUUUGGCCAGUCGCCUUUCACCUUUGAUAUCGACGGCAUGAUGAAGGAGGAACGAAACCUCAUCGAUGCUCAGAUAAGAAACACAGGUACAAAGGGUCUUGCACCACAUCUGGGCGAGACGGAGCUUAUUCAACAAUUGGUUCUGCAAUUCCUGCAACAUGAUGGCUACGUUGAAACAGCGCGAGCGUUUGCCGAUGAAAUCCGGGAGGAGAAGGCGUCUCUGAACUUGAAUCCUGCCAACGUGGUGAAAGGAAUCAGCAUUACUGAUGACGAGGAUGCCAACAACCGUCAACGAAUCCGAAGAGCGAUCUUGGAAGGUGACAUUGACCGGGCUCUCAAGCUGACCAAGUUCUACUACCCCCAUGUGCUCGAGGCCAAUGAACAGGUGUACUUCCGGCUGCGAUGCAGGAAGUUUGUGGAGAUGAUCCGCAAAGAGGCCGAGCUGAACCUGGUGGGCAGAAGCAGCAGCAGCAACGGCGGCAUCAGCACUGCCAGCGCGGUCGUGAGCGGCAGCGGCAAGCAGAGCAACGGCCGUGGCCGCACAGACAGCCACCUUUCGCAGCAGGACAUGGACAUUGACGAUAUCGACAUGGUCGAGGACGGCACAGACGGGCUGCCGCCGAGUCAGUCAGUAGUAGACGAGGCCAUUGCGUAUGGCCAGGCGCUGCAAUCGGAAUACAUUAAUGAUGCGCGAAGCGAGAUUCGCAGUGCUCUGGGCGAGAUCUUUUCGCUGCUGGCCUACACCAACCCGCUCAAGGAAAAGGGGGUGGCACAUCUCUUGGACCAGCGGGGACGCGUUGCUGUUGCCGAGGAGCUGAACUCGGCGAUAUUGCAAUCUCUCGGCAAGUCAUCGCGUGCUGCUCUGGAGAACCUGUAUGCCCAGACCAGCGUUCUGCUGGAAGACAUCCGCCAAGACGGCGGGCCGGGAUCGUUUGUCACCAUCCAGGGAGUUGUCGACCGGAUCCCGUCCUCAUCCAACUACUGA
Molecule: messenger RNA, 1974 nt
Organism: Grosmannia clavigera kw1407
Lineage: Eukaryota; Fungi; Ascomycota; Sordariomycetes; Ophiostomatales; Ophiostomataceae
Product: ran-binding protein
Exons: 9
Coding region: 1-1974 (657 amino acids)
Biological process (GO): cell surface receptor signaling pathway; cytoskeleton organization
Cellular component (GO): cytoplasm
Molecular function (GO): protein binding
Source: RefSeq, a predicted model, not a curated record